Zalophus californianus (California sea lion) is the source of this 6005-nucleotide messenger RNA. RefSeq names its product ER degradation enhancing alpha-mannosidase like protein 1 (gene EDEM1). The record is from RefSeq and is a predicted model, not a curated record. The coding region runs from base 147 to 2123 and encodes 658 amino acids. Gene Ontology annotation, molecular function: mannosyl-oligosaccharide 1,2-alpha-mannosidase activity; calcium ion binding. Gene Ontology annotation, biological process: mannose trimming involved in glycoprotein ERAD pathway; endoplasmic reticulum mannose trimming; carbohydrate metabolic process. Gene Ontology annotation, cellular component: endoplasmic reticulum; membrane. Lineage: Eukaryota; Metazoa; Chordata; Mammalia; Carnivora; Otariidae. The transcript has 12 exons.
GGGGGACAAUGGGCCGGUUCCUGGUGCGUCACGGGGGAGUUCCUUAAAGGGGAAGUGAGCGGGGCUGCGGGGCGGGUGAGGGGUGCGGUGGUCCGCGGGGGAGGUCCCCCGCGCUUUAAAAUAAUGCCCGCGGCGCCCGCGCGACCAUGCAAUGGCGAGCGCUUGUCCUGGGGCUGGUGCUCCUCCGGCUUGGCCUCCAUGGAGUGCUGUGGCUCGUCUUCGGGCUGGGGCCCAGCAUGGGCUUCUACCAGCGUUUUCCGCUCAGCUUCGGCUUCCAGCGCCUGAGGGCUCCCGACGGCCCCGAGUCUCCUGCGUCGGGGCCCGCGGGCCGGCCCGGGGGGCCGUCGGGGCCGUCGUGGCUGCAGCCUCCGGGUCCCGGGGCGGCGGCAGCGGGACGGCGGCGGGCUCCGCGGCGGCCGGAGCCGGGCGUGUGCGGCCCGGCCCACUGGGGCUACGUGCUGGGCGGCCGGGGCCGCGGCCCGGACGAGUACGAGAAGCGCUACAGCGGCGCCUUCCCGCCGCAGCUGCGCGCCCAGAUGCGCGACCUAGCUCGGGGCAUGUUCGUCUUCGGCUACGACAACUACAUGGCGCACGCCUUUCCCCAGGACGAGCUCAACCCCAUCCACUGCCGCGGCCGAGGGCCUGAUCGCGGGGACCCUUCAAAUCUGAACAUCAAUGAUGUCCUUGGGAAUUACUCAUUGACUCUUGUUGAUGCGUUGGAUACACUUGCAAUAAUGGGAAAUUCAUCUGAGUUCCAGAAAGCAGUCAAGUUAGUGAUCGACACAGUUUCAUUUGACAAAGAUUCCACCGUCCAAGUCUUUGAGGCUACAAUAAGGGUCCUAGGAAGCCUCCUCUCUGCCCACAGAAUAAUAACUGACUCCAAGCAGCCCUUUGGUGACAUGACAAUUAAGGAUUAUGAUAACGAAUUGUUGCACAUGGCCCACGACCUGGCUGUGCGGCUCCUGCCGGCCUUUGAAAACACCAAGACAGGGAUCCCCUAUCCUCGGGUGAAUCUAAAGACAGGCGUUCCUCCUGACAGCAAUAAUGAGACAUGCACAGCAGGCGCUGGUUCCCUCCUGGUGGAAUUUGGGAUUCUGAGCCGACUCCUGGGGGAUUCUACAUUUGAGUGGGUGGCCAGACGUGCUGUGAAAGCCCUUUGGGACCUGCGGAGCAAUGAUACGGGAUUAUUAGGCAAUGUGGUGAACAUUCAGACGGGCCGCUGGGUUGGAAAGCAGAGUGGCUUGGGUGCUGGCCUGGACUCCUUCUAUGAAUACCUCUUGAAAUCUUACAUUCUCUUUGGAGAAAAGGAAGACCUCGAGAUGUUUAAUGCUGCGUACCGGAGUAUUCAGAACUACUUAAGAAGAGGUCGGGAAGCCUGUAAUGAAGGAGAAGGAGACCCGCCACUGUACGUGAAUGUGAACAUGUUCAGCGGGCAGCUGAUGAACACUUGGAUUGACUCUCUGCAGGCCUUCUUCCCUGGACUGCAGGUUCUGAUCGGAGAUGUGGAAGAUGCCAUCUGCCUCCAUGCCUUUUACUACGCCAUCUGGAAACGCUACGGGGCCCUCCCUGAGAGGUAUAACUGGCAGCUCCAGGCCCCCGACGUGCUCUUCUAUCCACUGAGACCGGAGUUAGUGGAGUCUACAUAUCUCCUCUACCAGGCAACCAAGAAUCCCUUCUACCUCCAUGUAGGAAUGGAUAUUCUGCAGAGUCUGGAAAAGUACACAAAAGUCAAGUGUGGGUAUGCGACGUUGCAUCACGUCAUAGACAAAUCCAAAGAGGACCGGAUGGAGAGCUUCUUUCUCAGUGAGACCUGUAAAUACUUGUAUCUGCUAUUUGAUGAGGAGAAUCCAGUCCACAAAUCUGGAACCAAAUACAUGUUUACAACUGAGGGACACAUUGUAUCUGUGGAUAAACAUCUUCGGGAAUCACCCUGGAAGGAACUCUUUUCCGAAGAGGCGGGGCAGGACCAAGACGGGAAGUCUGUGCACAGGCCUAAAUCACCCGAGUUAAAAGUCAUCAACUCCAGCUCCAAUUGCAAUCGUGUUCCUGACGAGAGAAGAUACUCCCUGCCCUUAAAGAGCAUCUACAUGCGGCAGAUUGACCAGAUGGUUGGCUUGAUUUGAUCUACUCUUCUCCGUGUGGCCUCUUCUGAAACCGGAUGGAAACAGCCGAACCCACACUGUGCAGAGACCAGUCUGAAGCGGGAGAGGAUGGCAGUCUGGCCAUCCGUGAUGGUGUAGGAAUUUCUGUCCAGCUCCUCACACACAUCUAGCAGAUUCUUGCAUACAUUAGUGUUUCUCUUCUGUUCAAUAAAAUGCCCUAUUUUUUUUAAGGAUAUAAUUUGAAGUAGGAGGGUACAUAGAAGUUGGCUUCUUAGGACAUGCUGAUUUUAUAAGCACAGUGUGGAUGGGGCAUCUUUGGAUGGAGCUUCAUAGCUUCCCACUUUGGAAUCUGACAAGUGUGUUCCUGUCUCUGGCACUUGCCGUGACUGCAGUAUUGCUACCUCUCUGUUAGAGGACUGUGAACAAAAUUUCCGUGCAAAGGGCCUGAGGUUCAUCCCUAUUUAUUGCAUUUUGUUAUCCUUUCUUCCAUUAGAUAAUUGGCUCUCCCUCCACCCACGAUUUUGGAUCACAGGGGGGAUAAUCAUUCAGUUUUUCAUUUGCACCCCACAUAAUCUUCACAGUGUUACAAGUUAAUUGCUUAUGAAUAAUUUUUAUCUGAAUUUCAAAAGGCAGUCUCUUAAAUUGUCACACAGCUAGAUCUCUUGGAUGGUAUAUUACAUUUAAUUUGAACUUACCUGAGGAACUCCCGUAGUUCCAGAACCAGGUGCCUUUUAGGGAGAGAAAAAUACCUAAGAAUGUCUGAGCUUCCAUCUAUCUCAUAUUUACUAACCAAGGAUUCUCAAUUCUGACCAUGUUUGGGUUAGAAUUUUGUUUUGUUUUUGUUUUCUGUGUCUAGUGCCAAUUAGCUAAGUCAGGGAGAAAGAAAUGAUCAGAUGACUCUCUGGCAUCCCUGAGCCAUUUCUCUGACUAGAGGCUUUAGCUUAGUGCCUUAUAGGAUUUUGGUUGGGGCCGCUGGUUGUCACAGCUGCUGCUCUGGUUUUAGCAGCCUUGUUUUGAUUUGUCACAGGGUGGGACCACAGUGAAAAAGGGGAAGGGAUGAGUAUUAGUAAGAUUCUGGAAAAUUCUUGGCCAGUCCUCGCCUUUCAGCAUGAUAUUUUAAGCAAACCUGCAUGAGGAGGGAGUUGUGCUACAUUGCCUUCUUUCUUUGUUAUAUUCUUAGCCAGAACAGAAGUGUCUCUCUUUGAACUUAGGCUGAAUAUUCCUACAGAGCAGAGGUGGAUUUGAACCCUCAGCCUGACUUCCAUAUAACGUCUGAGGUUGAAAUGAAUCCUGGUACAAAGGGUAGAAGUCUCUUAAGAACCUCCACCCUUACCUGUCGUGUUGCCAACCUGUCUCUGCUUGCACACUUCAAAUGAUUUCCUGUUCAUCUUUUUUAAAACCAGAAGUGUGGUCUGAGCCAUUGCAUACCAAUCAAAGGGAGAAGUUUUAUUCCUUCUUGAAAAUUUCAGUGUUACUGUUUUUUAAAAAAAUAGAUACAGAAUUCAGUUCUUGGAGAUUUUUGAAAAAGGGAUUUUCAGUAAUAAAUGUGUCACCUCUGUCUUUUAAAUAUUUAUGCAAAUUGUUGUAAACAAAAUCAAAUGCUUCUGUUUUACCUUUUCAUUUCGGAAGCAUUCUCUUUAUCGGCCUUGUCUCAUCUCCUGAAUAGAACAUUUCCUUUGAGAACACUAUAUAGUAUAUUUUAGGUGUUUUCGUUGACUCGGUAAAAUCAAAAUGUUGCAUUUGACAUACGCAUGUGCACCCAGGCACAGUGUCCCUGUACCUUUUCUCCAGGCAAACUGAGGCGGGACUAUAAAUGUCCCAUCUGGAGGGAUGAGGCCCGUCAGGGAAGAAAGUGGGUCCUCCGGGCAUCCAUUCCCUCUCGUGGCCCUGCUAGGUUCCCUCUCCAGCUUCUGGGACUGCAUUAAUGUGUAGCAUUCCAAUACCACCCUCUCGUCCGGGCCCUUAACCUGUCCCUGCUGUGGCAUUCCAUCCCCCUUAUGCUCAGGAAUAGGGACCUGUGCCCCAGGGCCACUGACGCACGCCAGGGGCUGCAGGCUGGCGUGAGAUGUGUUGUGUAUGAAGUCCAAACCCCCUUGACUUGUGGACACUGACUUGUACCAGUUGGUGAGACUGAGGGUGAGGGUGUUACUGCAGACCAAUCCUGGUGGUUGAGCUUCCAGACUCCCCAGUCUCAAGUCGAUGCUACCUAGUCUGUGAUCUGUGGGGCUAGGAAUACUGUCUAGUGCCAGUCAUGAAACGAACGUUCUUUAGAGCCAAGUUCAAAGCUUGCUUGUUUUCUUUUUGGAAAUCAGAAUGUCAACAACUGUGUUCUCUCUUGCAGGGCUUUUGCUGUUUUCUUCUCUUCUGUGUUGCAGGAUGUCCGGUAGGAUCAGGGAGGGGAGUGUUGAAGAGAUUCCCUUGCUCAGUGCUUUGCCCCAGGACUGCCCUGAUUCUGAACAGAGCUCAUCCUUUGGAACAGCUGUGAGCCUGCACCAUCCUCAAGUUCCCCUGUGUAGCUAGUGUCUGGAGUCUGCUUUGGUCGACAUGAGGAAUGUGGUUUUGCAAAACUCUUGUAGAAAGCUGCCCUGUAGUUAGGCCAGGCAGUGUAAAUCUCCUACCACAGAGUUCUCAGCCGGUGCAGGGCAGGCUUUGCUGCUUCUGGUGAUGUGACCGAGGAGCUCCAUUUCCGGAAUAGUAGGUGACAGGAAGUGUUGGCUGGCGUCCAGCUCUGCUGGCCUUUGUGAAAAACCAGCUUCCAGUGUUCACAUCUUGCCUGCAGUUUGUUCCAGCUCUUCUACCUGAAUUCCUAAUUGCAGGUUCCCAGCUUGUCACAGAUCAGGGGGCACGCACAGGUCACUGAAGUCAUUAUGUGGUGUCUGUGCAGGUGGAUUUUAGAGGAGGCUCUGUGUGCAAUCUGAGGGCCUGAACGUGGCACCCCCUCCUUCCCUCCCCUCCCCCCCCCCCCAAGAAAAAUACCCUCUUAGCUAUUUCCUUAGCUCAGUUUACUGGGUGAUUGCAAACUGUAAUCCUUUGCUUCGGAUCUUGUGGACUGAACAUCAGGCAUCCUUUUCUUCUCUUUGGAGGGCUCCAGAGAUCUUCCUCUUUUGAGGCUUUCAAAUUUAAUGCUGGUGAAAAGGUAGGGCUAAAUGAUUGCUUUCACCAGAGUACCUGAGCAGGGACUUUUGAAGGAAAUCUUGGUCAUUCCUUUUCCAUUCCCAGGCAUCCAGCUCCUUCUCUAGUGCCUCUUCCCUGCAGGGCAGGGACCCUUGUGAAAGAGGGAAGGUGGGCUGGCUGGGCUGUGUGUCCCCAGGUUUGCAGGGCUCAGGGUUCUGUUCCUGCUGGAGUUUGGAUGUGAAUCCGGGAAAAUCUACCUGUGGACCUUCCUGAUUCAUUACCCCCUUUCCCUCUUUCUGAGAGGCAGAGAAAUAAUAUUUUUAAAAGGUAUUUUGUUUUAGUUUUAAAUAGCAAAACACAAGCUGCAUUUUUAUUUAUUAUGCACAAGAAAGGUAAAUCUGUUUUUACAAAAAAAAAUCUGGAGUUGGAAACUCUGGGAAAACCUAUUGAGAUAUACACAUGCUUCUCUCUCUGUAAUGUGCAAUAUGCUUUGCAACUAUAGAUGAUAUUUUAUGUUUAAUCUGUAAAUAAGAAAUGUAUUUAAAUUAAGAGGGAGCUUUUUGUAAAAGGACCAAAUGUUCUUUUAUAAAUGUACUAAGAAAUAUCUUGUUCUUUGAAAUUUAUUAGGAUUUUUAUGAGUAAUUUUUAUUAAAAGAUUCUUUUUUUUUUUUUGAAUUGUCAUUUUGUUUCUCCUUUGUAUACUCACACAUACACAUUACAUUCAGGACAAACAAGGGGGGAAUCUCUUUAAAGAAAACUGUAAAAUUAGACAAAUAAAAACUUGUGUUU